AUGCAGGCAGUAGCGUCAACUUACCAUCAGGUCCUGCGCUUUCCAGUGCCAGCCGGACAAGUAAAAGAGGUUUGGGGAGACCAAGUAAUUGCAAAACAGUGCUUUGUCACAGAAAAUGGCAGCCGGGCUGCCAAAGGUUUUGUUCAAAUGAUAGAAGGACCAGAAGGGAAGGAAGUCCUGGAAGACGUGAGAAGAAAGGCCGAGGAGAAAUCAGUUGAAGAUUUGGUGGAAGUGCACGUUGACGAGAAUGAUCCAAAUAAGUUCUUUCUUUUGGGAUCAUCUUUGUCCAGCGCCAAGCGACUCAAUUAUGUCAACUUUUUGCCCACGGCUCAGCCAGCAGAAACAAAUAGUGGACAACAAGUGGGAGAAGGGCAAGAGAAAGCCGAGCAAGAAACGGAAAAACCAGCCAGCUUGCCAAAAUACAAGCUCGACAAAGAUAUAGAAAGAGACCAGAAUGAGCCGACCAGUACCUUGGAGUUAAGGAACUCUAAAAAUCCCUCCGACUGCUGGAAGUUGUUCAUUGGCGAGAAGUGGAAGCUCUUCGUUGAUGGGGCCUCCAAUAGACAUGGCGCCAGGCUAAGGGUCGUGCUGACAUCCUCGGAUAGGCUGACCAUCGAGCACGCGAUCACACUCGGUUUCCCAGCAUCCAAUAAUGAGGCGGAAUAUGAAGCCCUCCUCGCCGGAUUGAAGAGUGCAUUGAGGAUGAAAACAUCAGAACCUAUAGUAUUCAGCGACUCCGAGCUGGUGGUCAAUCAGGUCUCCGGGGAAUAUGAGGCUAGGGAUGAAAGGAUGGCCAAGUAUCAAAUGCUGGUACGCUUAGAAAUCAAAAAGUUUGCCGCAAUAAGAAUGGAACAAAUUAACCGCGAAGAAAACAAUGCAGCCGACGAACUGGCCGGCCUAGCAUUCAUGCAAACGACUUUUCCCAAUCCUUUGAUGAUAGAAUUCUUACCCCAACCAAGCAUUGAGGAACCAGAGGUGCCCGAAGUACUCUGCGCCGACUUAGGACCGUUCUGGAUGGAUCCCGUCAUCGCCUUCCUAAAGGAUAGAAUUCUACCCACUGAAAAGAAGGAGGCCAACAAGAUCAGGGCCAAAUCAGAACGGUUUUGGCUCUCCCCAUCUGGCGCCUUGUACAAGAAGUCUUUCACUGGGCCAUACCUGAAGUGCGUCCACCCCAGCAAGGUAGAAGCUUUCCUCUUCGAGAUUUAUGAAAGCAUCUGCGGGAGUCAUAUUGGGGGUAGAUCUUUAGCUUACCAAGCAAUUUCUCAAGAUAUUGUAGGACCGCUUCCAACAGCCCCAGGCAACCGCAAGUUUUUCAUCGCUGUUACCGACUACUUCACUAAGUGUGUAGAGGCCAAGCCGUUGGCAAUCAUCGAGGAAAAAGAUGCCUACCCUCAGUCAAAUGGUCAAGCAAAAGCUUCAAACAAGAACAUCCUGGACGGGCUAAAGAAGCGACUGGAGAAGGCCAAAGGGAAGUGGGCUGAAAAACUCCCCAAUGUGCUCUGGCCAGACUUGAACAAUGAAGUUGUGGCCCUAGAACUUGACCUAGCUAAAGAAAGAAGGGAACGGGCUCUAAUCCACAUAGCAACUUACCAGCAAGAGCUCUACAGAAAAUACAACAAGACCAUGCAUCCUAGGCUAUUCAAGAUCGGAGACUGGGUCUUGAGGAAGGUAAUGGGCAACACAGUGAUCCCUGGCGAAGGCAAAUUAGGAGCAAAUUGGGAAGGGCCAUACAAGGUAACUGGCCUUGCAGGCAAAAAGGCAUACCGCUUGGAAGACUUAGAUGGUAAAGCUGUCCCCAGACCGUGGAAUGCAGCCAAUCUCAAGAUAUUUUACUUUUGA
Molecule: messenger RNA, 1839 nt
Organism: Camellia sinensis
Lineage: Eukaryota; Viridiplantae; Streptophyta; Magnoliopsida; Ericales; Theaceae
Source: RefSeq, a predicted model, not a curated record